Messenger RNA from Haliotis rubra (blacklip abalone), 1707 nucleotides. RefSeq names its product monocarboxylate transporter 12-like. Gene Ontology annotation, biological process: transmembrane transport; monocarboxylic acid transport. The record is from RefSeq and is a predicted model, not a curated record. NCBI's taxonomy places the organism in Eukaryota, Metazoa, Mollusca, Gastropoda, Lepetellida, Haliotidae. The transcript has 3 exons. Gene Ontology annotation, molecular function: monocarboxylic acid transmembrane transporter activity. Bases 1 to 1311 code for a protein of 436 amino acids.
AUGUGGUUCCCAAAAGGAAUUGGCAAUGCGAUGGUGUUUGCUCCAGCGAUUGUGUUUCUUGGAGACCACUUUGAAAGGCGCAGAGCAUUGGCCAUGUCGUUGGCAUACAGUGGAGGCUGUAUUGGAGGGAUGGUGUAUCCCCCCUUCACGAGGUACAUCCUGGACAACUAUGGCGUGAGAGGAGCCAUGUUAUUACUUGGGGGGCUGCACCUCCAUUAUGUGCCUGCUGCCAUGUUAUUCGUCAAACCAAACAUGAUCAGGUACUUUGACACUUCCAAAGAACCUGAGCAAGAUCUGGAUGCCACGAUCAAACAUGCCACCGAAGAUAAAAUCGGUUGGAAUAAAUAUUUUGUGUCACUAAAAGACAAUCUACAGAUCAGUCACAUAUCGCAAAGUAUGUGUGAUCUAAAUACAAUUAGUAUGUUCCCUACUUUAUGUCAAUCUGACCAAAAAGUUCAUACAUUGAAAUAUGGUUUCUCAAACAAUAUUUUAUCAGCUUCGUUGCCGUCGAAGUUGAAUGCAAACCAGAACAAGGAGUUAGACCAGAACAAGGAGUUUGACCAGAACAAGGAGUUUGACCAGAACAAGGAACUUGACCAGAACAAGGAGUUUGACCAGAACAAGGAGCUUGACCAGCUUUAUGCAUUUGAUUCCAAGUCAAGUCAGGUGGACACACUCGCACACAAAGGAAGAAGAAACAUAUUUUUCAGAUGUUGCGAUAUGAUGGACACGUCCUUGUUCACCAAUCCUUUGUUCUUCGUCUUUAUAUGUUUCCAUCUCUUUAGCAUUGGUGUUAUGUCAUACCCGUCCUUUGUCCCAUCGGUCGCUAAGGAAAAUGGAAUAAGCGAUGAGAAAGGAGCUCUCCUUGUCACCAUCCACGCGGGACUUGAUUUGUUUUGCAGGUUAUGUACAGGUUUCAUAGCCGAUCAGGGAUGGUUUAAGAGAUACAGACUGCUGGCAACGGCCUUUUUUAUACUUGGGACACUGUACCAGUUUGUUGCUUACUAUACAUCGUUUCCUUUGAUGGUAGUGUAUGUGGUUUUGUUUGGGAUGUUCAGUGGGUCCUACUAUUCUCUGCAUCCAAUCAUAGCCGUUGACUUUUUUGGGACAGAAAGAUUUGCGAAGGUUCUGGGCUACGUCCAGUUUGCGCAUGGAUUUGUCAUCACAGUCAGUUAUCCCAUCAUAGGCAGUCUCCACGACCUGACCGGAAGUUACGUGACGUCAUGCCAUCUACAGGGGGCUGGGCUGUACAUCGCUGCCAUCUUGUUGCUGAUAAAGCCACUCACAAGGAAUACACAGUCGUCAAAAUAGCGAGAAUCAUCCUCGAUCAUCUAGUGUGUUAUUUCUCCAUUCUAUGAUAAUAUUCCCCUGAAACGAAUGAUGGUUUCCUGUUGAUGUAAUAUUAUCUGAUUCAUAUGUCCAUCAUUCAGUUGUGUAAAACGAAUGUGAGUGUCUGCACCAAUGUGAGGCACCAAAGUUAAAAUUGACUUUUCACUGCGUGUGAAUGUUUUCCAUGGUAAUAUGUUAUGUGAGAGAGCACGAGAAGGAGAGAGAGAGAGAGAGACACGUGUUUUCAAGUACCGGAAGUAUUAAUAUUUUGAAACUCCGACUGAAGCUGAUGAAUUUCCAAAUGAUAUUUCUUGACAUCGUAUAUUGAAUAAAACACGCAAAUCGGAACACAAGCUGCAAUUACUGCAAAUGCAUAAC